AUGGAGUGCGAGUCGUUGCAACUGACAUGUUUGGGGAGGCCCUUUCAGCUGGGAACUCUCUACGAUCGCCGAAGCGACACCAUCGUGGCGGGCAUGACCCUAUGGAAUAUGACGGCCCUAGAAAAAAACAUCACAGAAUCCCAGCUGUCGUCGUGCUAUUCAGAGAUCAUAGCUGAGGAUAGCAUCUCGGAGAAGACGUCUGCACUGGACAUCGAUGCCAGUCUCAAGCUCAGUUUCCUCGGUGGCCUUGUUGAAGUCUCGGGAUCAGGCAAGUACCUGGAUGAUAGAAAGUCUUCUUCUAAGCAAGCCCGUAUAGUCCUUCAAUUCAAGUCCAAAAGCUGCUUCAAAGGGCUGACCAUGGAGCAAUUGGGGACGGAUGGCAUCGAGCAUCCGGAAGUAUUCGAGAAAGACAUCGCCACCCAUGUUGUCACCCGGAUCGAGUAUGGAGCCGACGCUUUCUUCGUUUUUGACCGGGAAGUCUCCUCUAACGAAACAGUUCGAGAUGUGGAAGGGAAAUUGAAUGUUGCCUUCGAGAAAAUCAAGGGAUUACCAAUAAAGGGAGAGGCGACAGCCAAGGUGAAGGAACAAGAAAAGUUAGAAACAUAUCAACUUCGCUGCAAAUAUUAUGGUGACAUUCUCCUUGAGAAAAAUCCAACCACAUUCGAGGAAGGCCUACAAAUAUUCCAAGAGCUCCCGGCUCGAUCCAAGAAAGAAAACGUGCCGAAGUGUGUCCAUCUCUUCCCACUUCACAAGCUGAAUAACAGGGCCAUACGCUUGAUUAAAGAGAUUAGAGUGGGAAUCGUUCAAGAUGUAGAAGAAAUCCUGGAGUCAUUGCAUGCCGUCAAGGUCAAGGCAAACGACUUGGACAAAUCCAAGGUUUGCGAUCACUUCUGGGGUGUCCGAACUCAGCUGAAGAUAUUUCGUUCUUUAGUUGACGAAUUCAAAGCCAAAUUCCAGAAGAAAAUUUCUUCCAUCUUCAAGGCGGUUCGGGCCUGCCGCGCCGAAGAAGUUUCUCUUUCCAAAAUCGUGGAGCAAACAAUAGCUUCCCCCUUCAAUAAUGAGAUUCUCUCCGUCUGGCUGACAGGGAAAGAUGUGGAUAUAAAAACACUGGAAAAGUACCUAGAAUUCUUUGAAGAAGUCCCUGUUGCCUUCGCUCCAGGGGAUUUUUGCAUCAUUACUAAAGAUCCGAAGAUCACAUGUGCCAUCUGUUUUGCUUUUGGUGUCGGUCCCAAAACGGAGCCAUUUUUAGAGCGAAUGUCUACAUACUUGAAGGAGGAGGGAUUGGACAGCUCCUCGUUGGGGAGAGAAACCCCGCAAUUUUGGUUUGAUGAUCAAGAAAUCAUGCAGGCCAUGCAGGUAGACACCAUUAAUUUCUUAGAUUUCUUCAAAGCCAAUAAAUCAAAGUGCAACCUCAAGUUCUUCGUGACUGAGAUGCAAUUGGAGAAUGCAUCUCACGAGAUCUUCCUUUACGAAAGCGGGGUUCGGAGCCGUUUCGUUCCACCCGGGAUACCCGGAGCACCUAAGGCUCUCGAGGUCACUAAGGACACAAUCCAGCUGUCCUGGGAGCCGCCCUGCCACGGAUUGGAAUUUGUGGAAGGAUACCAGGUGUCUUAUCGUCCACUCACGUGUGAUGACGAAUGGUUCGAGCACGCCGUUACAGAGAAUAUCGUUAAUGCUACUAUCAAGGACCUUCUUCCCAAUCGAAGAUAUGUUUUUCGGGACGAAGAUAGUGACGAAGACUUGAACGACACUCCGAAUAUCCAUCCAUGUGAUAUCCUGGUGAUAGCCCUCCAGAAUUCUGAGCCAUCGCUUCGCCAGCUCUUGCUUGGUCGUCUAUUUUCCAUAGGUCAUGGGAUGCCUGUUGUCUCACCAGUGUCCCCAAUCGCUGCAACCAGUGAACUUAAGGAUAAAACGUUGGAAUUGCUCGUCUGGGCCCUCCAGGAUAUUGAUGUGAAGUAUUGUGGCCUUUAUCACCCUUUGGUUGAAUUUCAAGCUCCGUUUAUCGGAUUGCCACUAGGAAAAGCUAGACGACUAGUCAGCAACGGAGUUCUUGAAAUGGCUUGGUUGAAAAUGUCCCUGUCUCCUGGAAGAGCCACUGGGGAUUCAGAAGAGAGCAGUAAAGUAGAACCAGCCUUCAUUCUGAACUUGCGGGGAGAUGCCCUCUAUUCUCCUGAACAGGUCCAACUCCUUGGAAAGAUAUGCUCUCUUGUCAUACUAUUUCUUGGAAAUGUGCCUACGCAGUCCAAGGAAGGAAAAAAGGAAAAGAAGGAGCAGCUAGUAGAGCUAGAAAGGAAAAUGAGAGAUUCAUCCUUUGGCAUGGACAACAUUUUCAGAGAGCUUGCUCAGAUUUAUGAAUGCCUUAUUGUCAGUAAAGAUAAGGGAAAGGUGUCUGGCCUUCCAAGUAUAAUGGCUUCACUGAUUCUGGCCGGAAUGCCAUUAGAGUUAUUGGAUGGUGACAAUGGCUACAUCCCUAUGAAGUGGUUGACAGAUAUCUUUAAGUGCAUUGAAAGCAAAGUGGGGAAGAUUUGGGUGCUUUCAGUCAUCGGCAUCCAAAGCUCGGGCAAGUCCACAAUGUUGAACACGAUUUUUGGGUCAGACUUUUUAGCUCGAACAGGAAGGUGUACGAAGGGAGUCUAUAUGCAGUUUUUCCCUUUUGGGAAGAUGAGUCACGAAGAUGAGUCACGCACACACUACUUAGUCCUCCUUGAUUCAGAGGGAUUGGGAGCACCCGAAUUUGCAGACGAUUACUCCAGACGGCGAGAUAAUGAACUGGCUACAUUUGCCAUUGGACUGGCUGACCUGACUCUCCUCAAUGUGAUGGGCGAAACGCCAUCUGAUGUGAAAGACCUUCUGCCCACCGUCCUGCAUGGGUUCAUCCGAAUGAACGAGGUCAAAAUAUCCCCCAAGGUGGUGAUCAUCCAUCAAAAUGUGCGAGAAGACGCGCAUAGGUCUCGGUUGCAAGGUCUGAAGAAAAUGCAAGAGGUCCUUGAUGAAAUGACGAUUGUUGCGGCAAAGGAAGAAGACUCGUAUCCAAAAAUCAGUAGCUUCCAUGAUGUCAUCAAAUUAAACUUGACAAAAGAUGCACACUACUUCCCUUCUUUAUUUAUUUCCGGCAAACUUACCAUCCACUCUGAAGAAUAUGGAUGCAAAGCGAAACAAAUGAAGUCGGUAAUCUUGGAGAAGCUACGCUCCUGCAGUGGCAGGAACAUGAACAUAUUCAGUCGACAUCUGGAGGGGUUAUGGGAAGCAAUCAUGGAAGAAAACUUUGCCUUCAAUUUUCGCAAUGUCAUGGAAAUGGCAGCUUACAAUGACGUAGAAAGUAUGCUGCAGUCACUAGUAUACGAAGCGGAUAACCGACUUUUUAGAAGUUGGGAUGAAUGGAAAGGAGAAAUCAUGAGGGCAAACGACGUAUAUAAAGUUCAGGAGGUGUGUGAAAGGAAGAAGAAGGAAUUGGAGCCCCUGGUGGAAAAAAUUAUCGAAGAGAAGGUCCAAGAGUUGCAUGAGAUGAUCAACUCAUCAGAACGAAAGGGACUUUGUUUGAUUUGGUGCGAAAGGAUCAUCUCACAGCUUCGGGGCAUAAUCGUCGCAAAAAGAGAUCAAAUCCGGGAACUUUUCCAUGUGGAAGAACGAAAGCAGUGGGAAUUGUUUCACCGGAAAGACGCUGUCGCCAAAGUAAUGAAGGAAAUGGAAAUGGAAAUCGAGAAGAAUGGAAAGGGCAGAGAUGGAGCAUUUGAUGAGGUAUGGAAUCGACGGGAAGGUGAUUUGAUGAGAGCUAUGUACUUAAACUCAACGUAUUUGAGCAACGAAGAUGCCUUGUCAGAAGAGAUAAAAUCGGAACUGCUGAAAAUGAUUCCAGAAAGACAUCACAAGGAAAUCCAAUGUUGGGAUGUGAAAGCAGAAAAGAAGGAAGAAACUCCUUCUCAUUUGGGUGGUAUCAUUGAUGAAGCUAAUGCUUACCUAAAAUUGGCAUGUCCCAUCGAGAUCGGUUUUGUGCAGGAGUCUUGCUCUGAAAUUCCCGUAAAGGAGGUCCUCCCUCUUUUGAGGGAGAAGCUUUCCAAAGAAAAAGGAACAAAUUUUGCAUUUUCACAAAUGGACCUCCUCGCAGAUCAUGUAGAUUCUCCCAUCAGUCGCCUGCUGAAGAACUUGUUGGGUUGUCUUGAGCGAUGCCCAUUUUGCGGGGCUGAAUGCGAGCAUUCCUUCGAAAACCACGUUGACCCUGAUGCUAUCGUGCCAUUCAAAGAGCCAUCUAUCAUGCAGAAAUUAAAGUCAAAAAUGGGCAUGGAAGACAAGCAAAAGGGUUCAGUCGCUCUUCAUGCCACUGAGAUUCACAUCCCCCAAUGCCUCAGAGGGUAUCAAGACAAUAUAACGGGAGAAAUGGCAUUGACGACGUGUCCUGAAGACGUAAGGACUGAGGCGCAGUUCGGAAAGUCAGAUGAGGAGAAAUGGACUCUGUAUAAGGAGUACAGAAGAAAGUUUCCUGCUUGGGACAUUCCUCCAAAGAAACAAGAAGCAACUCCUCUCUUCUGGAAACGCUUCAUCGCCAGAAAUGAAGAGGCAUUGGCGAAAACAUACGGAAUGAAGGUCUCAAGUGAACUGCCUUCAGCGUGGAAGCACUAUACAGAUGAAGAAGUCAGAGCUAACCUUAGGUCCCUUUAUUUCCUUGAAUGA
Messenger RNA from Darwinula stevensoni, 4668 nucleotides. The record is from the annotation of a GenBank genome assembly. Lineage: Eukaryota; Metazoa; Arthropoda; Ostracoda; Podocopida; Darwinulidae.